AUAAUUAUGCUGCCGAAAUUAUCGCUUGCGGUGGAUCUGCUGAACAAAAACCUGAUGCAAAAAGUGAUAAAGAUUGUGCAAGGCUUAACUUAGCGAAACCAGAUUUUGGUUGGACUUUAGAACCUUUCGGAGAUUUCGAUACAGGACGUUUAAUGGGUGAUUACAUCUAUAUGCCUGAUGGCAAAGUAUUUAUUGUAAAUGGUGCUGGUAGAGGAUUCGCUGGUUGGGCAAGUUUACCUCAAAAGAUACCAUUACUUUAUGAUCCUAAAGCACCUCUUGGAUCUCGUUUCACUAGGAUGGCAGAAGCGAAAAUCAUCCGUGUUUAUCAUUCAACUGCAACUUUGAUCCCAGAUGGUACAGUUUUUGUCGCUGGUAGCAAUCCAAAUCCUGAGUAUUGUGGCAAUAGUUCUUGUGAAUACCCUACAGAAUACCGUGUAGAAAUUUUUGAACCUGCAUAUCUUUUCAAAGGCAUUCCCCGGCCUAUUAUUAAGAGUAUUAAGGGUAUAGAGACCUUCAACUCCUUAACAUCAAUACAAGUAAAAUAUGGAGAGGCAAUUACUAUAACUAUGGAUCUAAAUGACAGCGCUGCAAAUAUUACUGCUGCUUUAAUUCAUCCUGGUUUCGUUACACAUUCACUGCACAUGUCUUCACGAUAUGUAAGCUUACAAACUAAAAACCAAGUACCAAUUCCAUCAGGAUACUCUGUUGAUGUCAUUUUACCACCACAUCCUAAUAUCAUGCCACCAGGACGGCAUACUUAUAUUUUUAUCUUAAACAAGGGAACGCCGGCAAAUACUGCUAUCGAAAUUGAUCUCAAGCGAUCUUAA
Molecule: messenger RNA, 827 nt
Organism: Racocetra fulgida
Lineage: Eukaryota; Fungi; Glomeromycota; Glomeromycetes; Diversisporales; Gigasporaceae
Source: the annotation of a GenBank genome assembly